AUGCCAUUGAAAAAUAAUAUCACCAUCUACAGGGAUGUGUUCAGGUUAGCUCCGACAUAAAUAUAUGUUGUAGUUAAUUUUUUAUUUCAGUUAAUUUUUAUUUUUCCAUUGUUUUGGGGUAUGGUAAUGUAUGCUAAUGAAUUUAAAACAAUGGAAAAACAAAAAUUAACUGAAAUUAAAAAUUAACUGCAACAUAUAAUUAUAUUAUUUGCACAUUUUGCAGGUUAGAAAAACCCUCAAAACUUCUCACUUGAAUUAAAAGGUACAAUUUAAUGAUACUUCAUCCACUUGUUCUAUUAUUAAGAAAACCAUACUACGUCAUGGUUUGUUUGACCAAGUGAGAGUGGACCAUGGGAGGGAAGUUUAUUUAGUGCUGACGGUUCAGGAUCACUCAAAGGAGUUACGGAAUAAUACAUCUAGACAGCCGUACAUACAAACACAGUCAAAGCAGGUACGUGGUAAUAUAAAGGGGAGGAGAAAUGAACCGGUUAUUUUCUAACGUGAUCCGUGGGCGUGGACCUGAAAAACCCAAUUUUCGCAGGUUUUCUAAACAAGGUGUUAAAGAAAAUGAAACUCCUUAAGAGCAGGUUGGAAAGCUGACGUUUUCAGUGCUAGCCCGUCGUCAACAAUAACUUUAGGCUGCAAGUCCUCCGUGACACAUUCUUGCCUAGGAGGACCUGGGACACAGGAUUUGAAGUCCUAGAUUUUAGGAAUUCCGGUUAUUUCCGAUUCAAAAGUAAGUUGGAGGAUUCUCUUUUAUUAGCUUUGAAUCACCUAAAUUAACAGGCUUUGACACUUUGGAAAGAGCAACCGAACGCUAUCAGAACCGUUGUAAAAAAUCAGAAAUGACCCGGAAAGCCCUAAAAUCUAGGACUUCCCAUCCUCGGAGACCCCAGGGGCAGAUAAAGGGGGCGAGGGAAAGUCUAAACGGGCGGAAAUAUAUAUAUGGAAGGAAGAAAAGUAAAGAACGGCGAGAAGAGCUCUUCUCGCCGUUCUUUACUUUUCUUCGUGCCACAUUUUUCCGCCCGUUUAGACUUUCCCUCGCCCCCACUAUCUGCCCCUGGGUCUCCGAGGAUGAGGACUUCCGACACUCCUGACCCUCGUGCUCAGGCCCCCAGGAGUCUUUGGCGAGUCUAGUAUUGAUAAGUAUUUGUUUUACUAUUAUAAUUCUUAAUAAAAGAACCAUGCUGUGGAACGGCUCUGGGUAGAGGUUAACUGUCGCACAAACUAUCCUAUAAAGAGAGCACUCGUUCAAAUGGAAAACGAUGGUGUCAUUGAUAUGGAGGAUGAAGCAACAAAGUUCUGUGUCUCUUGGGUGGCGAAGAAAGUAGUGGAAGUAGGACUGAGCUACGUGGUCAACUCAUGGAAUUCACACCCCAUUCCAGGUAAGGAGUCCUACUGUAAAAAAAAUAUAUAACAAUAAAAAAAAAUAGCAAUAUUAAAAACAGACUAAAAUCAUAAUGUUCCAUUGGAUGAAACACACGUUCGCGUACGGCUCAGCUAUUGCUGUAAGUCGUUGGACUAUUUCGUUCGCUUGGCAAGUGAGUUGGCAAGCGAUAACCCAUUGAUACACGGGACAUUUUUAUAACCCGCGUGGGGAAUUCUCCCUGAAAUGAAUUAAGGAUAACCCUUCCUGAUUAGUCAUACUAUUUUUUCAAAAAGUAGAAUAGAAACGUGAAUGCGAUUGUCUACAGAUCUCUAACCGCAGAGACUUCCCUUAUAAGCGGGUAGCUAAUUUAUGUAUGUCGACAGUUUAGUCCAGAAGAAUAGUAGCUCAGAUCUUUAACUGACACCAACUUACUUUAAAAUUGUGAAGGUAAAGGUGUUCCACUACAACGACGAUGUACUAACAACAAGGCCGCUCCAGUUGACGGCAAUGUAGUACCAACAGUCGAAGCAGCUGUGCAGAUGUUUCGCGGCGAUUUGACUCAAGAACACUUCUUUGGAAGCGAUCCUUUGGCGGCCAAUAUUUCAAAAGCAGAUGCCAGAGAAAGAGAGUUCACAAAAUACUUUCCGAGUUUCAAAGUAUUGUUUAAUGAAAUUGCCAAUACGAACUAUAACCCUUUCCAAGAUGCUGUACUGUACUUUUUGAGGCUCACAGAUUAUCUCGCUCGCGCUUGA
This is a messenger RNA of Porites lobata, 2121 nucleotides long. Lineage: Eukaryota; Metazoa; Cnidaria; Anthozoa; Scleractinia; Poritidae. The record is from the annotation of a GenBank genome assembly.